Molecule: messenger RNA, 3626 nt
Organism: Polyodon spathula (Mississippi paddlefish)
Lineage: Eukaryota; Metazoa; Chordata; Actinopteri; Acipenseriformes; Polyodontidae
Product: ras-related protein Rab-10-like
Exons: 6
Coding region: 477-1070 (197 amino acids)
Biological process (GO): cellular response to insulin stimulus
Cellular component (GO): insulin-responsive compartment; Golgi apparatus; recycling endosome
Molecular function (GO): GTP binding; GTPase activity
Source: RefSeq, a predicted model, not a curated record
CGUUUCAAAAGUAGGUGUGUUUUAUUUCUGUCUGUGAUGUGUUGCUGUGUUACCCAACCGGCAGCAGAGCACUGAAACCCAGGAAGUUAAUGCAAUUGGAGAGCGCAAAGAAAGCAGUUGAGAAGGGAGUACGGAGUACACCGUAUGCAAAAUCAAUAACCGACAUCAGAAGUAGAUAAUUAAAUAGCAUGUUAUAUAAUCGGGACGGGAGGCUUCUGCAUGUUCUUAAAUAGGUUGAUAUAUGUUACUUUCACAUUUGCUUCGCUACAGAAGUAAUGAAUAGUUGGAGAACUGAAAUUGAAAGAUCUAACAUUAUAAAAGUGUCGUUUUUAUUUGUAUAAAAACAGUGGGUACUUUUAAAAUGACUCUCAAUUCAUUUAAAAUGUAUCCACAAAAUGAAAAAUAUUAAUACAGUAUAUACGUAUUGUGAUACAAACAGUCGCCUUGCUUGAGUUUGGGGAGGUCAGAGAUGGGGCAUGGAUGAAACGUCAGAUUUUUUGUUAUUGAAGAUUAUUUUGGUUGGAGACGCUUUGGUUGGGAAGACCUGCGUCCUGCAAAGAUAUAUCGAUAACAGCUUUCAUCAUUCCUACGUGUCUACAAUUGGGAUUGAUUUCAAGGUGAAGACUUUACACUUAAAUGACAAAUUCAUUAAACUUCAGAUCUGGGAUACAGCUGGGCAAGAGCGUUUCCACACCAUAUCAACUCGUUAUUUCCGAGGAGCCCAUGGGCUGUUAAUUAUCUAUGACAUCACAAAUUCAUUGAGCUUUGAAAAUGUUGUUGGAUGGAUGAAAGAUGUUGACGCGAAUGCAGGUGAAGAUGUUGACAGAGUCAUUUUAGGAAACAAGUGUGACUUGGAAGAAAAACGAAUCAUCUCUAAAGAAAAAGGAGAGAAGCUUGCCUGGGAGCAUGGAGUGAGGUUCUUUGAGACAAGUGCUAAAGAUAAUGUAAAUAUUGAAAAGGCUUUUUUGGCUCUUGUGCAAGAUAUAAUGAACAAGAAUUAUAUCUACGGUCAAAGGACUGAUGUGGUCAACCUUAAAAAAACAGAAAAGAAAAAAUGUUGUAGCAGAUGAUAAACUCUUUCUGAAGAACAGGACAAUGCCUCUGUCAAAAAAAGUAUCCUUGAAGCUUUGUAUAGCUCAGGUUAUAUAUAUAUAAAACCACCAAAUUAUAUAUAUAUUCAAGAUCUGUCAUCUCCUGUUAUAUUAUUUUUGGUGGUCUUUAAGCCUCUUUCAUCACUUUGCAUGUUGGAGAUGUUAAACUGAUUGGUCUGUAGUUACUGGGGUCACUGCAUAUAUGGUUAUAUUUGGAAGAUAUUUUCAAAUAUUUUUAUUAUAAUGUAUUUUUUGUUUUCAUUUUACCUCUCCUUUAUAUUCUGCUUGACUAUUACAUCUGUUACUAUUGCAAUUCUGUGUAUUCCACAUUGACUGGUCUCUGAAUUUAACUCAUGCUAUUUUGUUAUUCUGACAGUCAUGAAAUUGUUCUAGACUGUAAAGGAAACCAAUAUCAGCAUAGAACAAUCUGGUUUUACUGAAUCGUACAAUUGUUCUUGCCCAUAUAUGGUUAUAAGUGUCCUUAGUAAUGAUCCCACACCCUUUUUAAAACAAGUUAAUUAGCACUUUGAUCAGACAUAUUCACGAUGGAUGAAAACAUGUUGUUCUACAAAAUAAUACAUAAGUUUCCACGUGAAACUCACAUUUAGAUCACAUAAAAAUCACAAUAUCUAUAUUUUAUACUGCUGUUUUCAUUUUGCAGCCCAUCCAUAAUCAGUUACAUUUCUUUGAAUAAAAAGCUGCAUUUUCAUUUUAAAAACAUACGCGCAUCUUUCUUGUAAAUAUAUUUAAAAGCAGGCUAUUAGGAUGAAUUAACACCACCUACUGUUACAGGUGCAAUACUAGAUACAACCUGGUGAGGUCCCCACUACUUUAAAUGUAAUGUAUUAACAUUGGUCAUUUAUUCUGUCUCAGUUAAUACAGUUACCAAAUACAAUUCCCAAAUGUUUAGUUUAAAGAUUAGAUACUUUGUUUUGUUUAUGUGUACAGUGUUUGUCAUUAGUCAGUGUUUGUUUCUCUUUCCUGUGUUUCUUUCUAUAAAUCCCACAGUGUAUUUUUAAAGAAGUGUUUAUUUACCCAGAUAAUACAAUUCUACUUUAAAUCAAUUAAGUUUACAAUACCUUCAUUUGUUUAUUGUCAUAGUAUGCAAAUCAAAGAUAUGUGAUUGUCCUGUACUUAAAAAAAAAAAAAAAAAACUUUAACAAAAUGUUCUUUAAACAAAAUAUCUACUUUAAAAAAAUACUUAGUUGGCAAAAAAAAGAGAAAGCUAUCUUGUGGUUUCUUUGUUUGAAAUGAUAGCUGAGUGCAGGUAUCAGGUGAAAGAAGAUAACUUGCCAAUGGCAGGUUUUUAGUAAAAGGCUCAAGUUUCAUUCAAGCACUUUGAUCCUGUGUUCAAAAGUAUUUUACAAGAUGUCCUAAAUAUCCCUGUGUCUUUCGUAGUUCUAUGAAAAUGGCUGAUGCUCAGAAAUAAGCAAAUUACUAAAGUUUGGUCCACAGCAAAAGUUUACAUAAUGUAUAACGGGUACUUUAAAAUUAUGUGGUGGUUAAUCUGGAAAACCACAUUUAUAACACUGUACUUUUUUUGUGAAUGAACUUCGUCUAACUAUUGAAUCGUGUGCUGUCUAGGAAAAAAAAAGCAGACUACGGUUCAUAUACAAUUCAACAUACAGCAUGAGUUGAAUAAAAAAAAAGUCUGCAAUUUGUAAAGUAACUGUCUCCUAUACAACUGAGACUGCAAUUUCCAGCGUGAUGUAAUCCUUAAUAAAUUACACUGAAUCUCCUUGGUUCUUGGUUUCUGUCAUGAUGGGACUUUGAUCAAGGGGUGAUAGUAGGUUAUCAGAUGGCAAACAGAUUACUGUUAUUUCAAAAGGAACAAAGGGGAUCUGUUCAAUUGAUCUAAACCAGUGGGAUUCAACCUUUUUCAAUUCAAGUACCAGUGUUUCCAGCAGGUGUACCAGUAACCAUGUGCAAUCCUAAUGGUUGUUGUAAAGCAGAAGCCUACCCCAUUGUAACCGGUUUUCUCACAAAAAAAAUGUGAUGGCAUCAUCUAAUUAUUUGACAAGAGUUCACCACAAUCAACAACACAGUGGCUGCUUUGGUUCCCCAUCAGUAACUUUGAAAGUUCACAACAGAUACCACUCCUCAUUAUUUCUCAUUUAUCUGUGAUUCAGUGGUACAAACAGAUUGAUACAUUACGAUAGUGUGAAAAGUCUUACGCAAAUACUUUGAUUUCAUCCUCCAUUUUUUUGUUUCUGUUUCAUCCUCUGCUCUGGAAACCAUAGUAAAGAAUAACUGACAUGGGAUUGGCAUUGACAGGUGCCAUAGUGUGUCAUUCUAUACGAGCCACUGGUUAAAAUGUGACAGCUGUAUAAUAAACGUCAUGUGGAUAAAGGAUAUUUUACUUCCUGAGCUAGUACAGAGUUGAUGAUUACAUGCACAACAUCUUGAGGAUGUUUAGCUCACCUAUGAGUAAACGAUGGUAUAAUGCAGAAAAUACUACUGCUUUAAAAAGUGUGAUUUUUGAAUUAAACGAUUAUGAACAGCUUAAACAUUAAAAUUCAAGAUUCUUAAAAGUAG